Molecule: messenger RNA, 1344 nt
Organism: Cyclocybe aegerita
Lineage: Eukaryota; Fungi; Basidiomycota; Agaricomycetes; Agaricales; Hemipholiotaceae
Source: the annotation of a GenBank genome assembly
AUGAUUACAGGUGACAAAGCAGCACAGGAGAAGGCCAGAAAGAUGAUCGCUAUCAUCAAGAACCCUGUUUUCUGGCAGAAACUAACAUUCAAGCACUAUCUGGAGCCACUUGCAAUUGCUGCCAACAUUACACAGGCCUCCUUCUGUCAUCUCGAUCAGGUUCUAAUUACAUUUGGCUACCUCCUCAAGGUGUACCUAAACAUGAAUGAGGAUCCCAUGGGGCACGACACAAUUAUUACAAGCUUAGAGCUGCGAUGGAGCAAAGCAGAUCAAGAACUCUUCAUCAGUGCCAUUGUUAUCAACCCCUUCUAUUGCUCCCUGCCAUUCUCAGAAAAUGCCUCCUUCAUGACCGUCACCAGGCUUGAGAGCCUACUCAGCCGUUUAUGGAUGCGUCUAAAUAAAUCUUUGACACCUCCACCGACAGAGUUCACAAAGCAUGCGCAUGAGUUCCUCACAGAAACUGGACACUUCCAAACAGUGGGGCAUGAUGCUGAUCAGGAGAUAAGGCUCGCUCGGGAUGAACCAUCCUUUCUGAAGAGACGCCAACCCGACCCUAUUAAAGUGCUUGAAGGAUUUUGCCUUCCGCACUGCACCCCACCAAUUUUCAUCACUUUCUGUCAUCAACUUCUUUCAGUUUCCGCCAAUUUGGCCUCAUGUGAACACCUUUUCAGUAUUUUUGGCAACAUUUUGACAAAGCUCCGGACACGUCUCUCAAAGCAAACACUCAUAGACUUGAGUGAGGUGAAAAUGGAUGUCUGCAAUGUUUAUAUUCGAUGUUUGGAUAAGGUCAAAACCCACCUGAAACGACACUUUGGUCCUCAGCCCCCAGUACCUGCAGCCCAGAACCCAGAGCAACCGCACUACAUCAGCACUGGACCUCCGCAUGUUACACCCUCAAUGACGAUAUCUGGGCCCUCGAGUUCCUCUAUCCCCAUUGACCCAAUCCUGAUGUCAACACAUAACAUCUCAUCACCAUCUCCUGCCCCUUCUGUUGGAACUUCUGAGCCCCAUGCCCCAGGCCAAGCCCCCAAUGUACCCAGUCCGACCAGUCAUAAUCGUGCCUUCAGAGACAUCGUCAAUCGACACACUCAGCAGGUGGAAGAAGAUAACACUGAUAACGAGCCAGUCAGGGUCUCAAACGCGAUUGGGCAGACAGCCCUGUCUGUCUUGUUCAAUAUGCAAUUGCCUUACUGGGUUGAACGAUAUGAACAUUUUGCGCGAUUGUCCUAUGACGACGAACUGGAGCUUUAUAAUCUUCUGGACCUUGAUGCAGAUGGCAAGGAUGAGUUGGACAACACAACACAGGAGAUUUUGGCAAAUAUCAAUGUAUCAGAUCUUUUGUAA